Messenger RNA from Exophiala bonariae, 501 nucleotides. RefSeq lists its product as uncharacterized. The transcript has 2 exons. The coding region runs from base 1 to 501 and encodes 166 amino acids. The record is from RefSeq and is a predicted model, not a curated record. Lineage: Eukaryota; Fungi; Ascomycota; Eurotiomycetes; Chaetothyriales; Herpotrichiellaceae.
AUGCCGCCCAAACAAGUGGCCAACGGCAAUAAUUCGUCUUCGGACGAGAAGGCAAGCGUGUGGCUUGCAGAUGCGUUGCGCUUGACCGGCGAUGAGGUCAUGCUGGACGUGGCUGCCAUCGCGGCAGCGAGGGGCAUACAAGUGUCGGCGGUGGUGAAGCAGGUCAGCCGCCUACGGGAGAAACUCCCGGGUCUUGUGAUCAAGACCAACAGCCGUGGAGCGUCGGCAGUGGUGCCCGCUGCUCCCGGUGGAGGAAGGGGUGGCAAGGCUGGCAAGAAGCCAGCUGUUGCUCGCGAUCGUGGUGCUCCUGCAGCGGAGACUCAGGAGGAGGAAGAUGACGACGAUGACGGCGAGGAAGUGGAGGAGGGGAAAGAUGAGGAAGAUGAUGGUGAUGAUGAUCAUGACGACGACGACGACGACGACGAAGACGAAGAAGAAGACGAAGCCAUGGACGUUGACGAGGACGAGGCUGUGGCCAGUGAGGACGCAGCUCGUGCCUAG